AUGCGCGAUCAGAGGCAGUACCUGAGCAACGGAAUGGACGCCUUCAUGGAGUUUGAGCGAGAUAUGGCCCGCAAGCGGAGAAAAGACAAUGAGAAACUUCUUGAUUACGAGCUAAGUCUACAAAGCCAGGAGCGGCGAAAAAAACCCGAACGUCCGGCGCCUAAGUAUCACCUUUCGCUUUAUCCAAGUAGAAAUGACGAAAAGUUGUUGACUGCACGCCAGAAGCUACUUAUAGAUGACGAUCGUGCUGUCUUUGAGAUCAAGGCAAACAAUGUUAUCAGCGCGCCGCACAAAACCACGGAGGGAGCAUUGCGGACGGUGCAUCACAUUGACAUCAAUGUUCGGGAUGAUCAGCAAGAGCUUGUUUGCGUGCACGCAUCAAAUAUUGGUGUUUACAAACCUAACGACCUCUCUGUGGUGGAACAAAUGGUUGAUCACUUGCGCGAGAUAGAUCUAAAUGUUAUGUAUGUAGCCGAACCUCUUCCUCACACCACAGACAAAAGUCAGCAGCAGAUUUCAUUACAACGCCAAACGUUUCAGUAUCGUCCAUUCGCCUGCACUGGAUCGGUACUCGACGCGCUGACGUGGAAAUUUGACCUGGAAUCGACUCCUCGACCCAGCUUUUUGCGCGAUCUCGCCGCGUACGCCUCAGAAGAGAAUGACGUUGCGGCGUUGAUGUUACCUCAAACCGCUGAAGCCAUUCAAGCUGAAUCACGCCACCAUCGAGCAACGAUAGCGGACGUCUUUAAACGAUUUCCUUCAGUGCGCUUGAGCUUUGCUGACUUUUUUCAGAUUGCUCCGUAUAACUUUCCGCGGUACUACACGGUAUCGUCGUCACGACAGUUUGUCCCCGAUACCGUUUCAAUCACAUUGGGUCUACGCGAAACAAGUUCACUGCCGCCACCGCGGUGCUCAACGUACCUAGCGAUGUUGAAGCCGGGUGACAGGGUUCGCGCUUGCUUUUAUCAGUCGUCUUUUGUUUUUCCGUUCCACAAUAAACUUCCUAUCAUGCUCGUUGGUGCGGGUACAGGAAUCGCACCGUUCCGAGCAUUUCUUCAAGACUUAGAGCAUGAAAACCAAUUGCCUUCCCAGCAGCACAGGCCAGCUUAUCUCUUUUACGGAUGUCGUGACGCAAACGUCGACUUUUUGUACGGUAAUGAGUUGCAGCGUGCGUUAGACUCUGGUGUGCUAAAUCAACUUCACGUGGAGUUUUCAGACAAUCAUGGCUGUCCAAAACGGUAUGUUCAGGAUGCAUUGCUUGACCAUAGCGAGCUCGUGGCGCGACAUCUUUUGAAAAAUGAAGGUUACAUUUAUGUGUGUGGCAGUUUUGCCAUGGGCCGUGCCGUAAAGAAAGCUAUCGUGACGGCAAUACUCAACCACCCUGAGUUUUUGCACAGGCCAAUCGUCACGAAGGAGGAUGCCGAACAGAUUGUGUCGCAGAAAUUAGCAAGACGGCUUAUUGUGACGGAACUCUGGUAG
This is a messenger RNA of Plasmopara halstedii, 1479 nucleotides long. RefSeq names its product NADP/FAD dependent oxidoreductase. Bases 1 to 1479 code for a protein of 492 amino acids. Gene Ontology annotation, cellular component: cytosol. NCBI's taxonomy places the organism in Eukaryota, Oomycota, Peronosporomycetes, Peronosporales, Peronosporaceae. The transcript is spliced from 4 exons. Gene Ontology annotation, molecular function: FMN binding; flavin adenine dinucleotide binding; NADPH-hemoprotein reductase activity. The record is from RefSeq and is a predicted model, not a curated record.